Rhagoletis zephyria (snowberry fruit fly) is the source of this 1980-nucleotide messenger RNA. RefSeq names its product zinc finger protein 354B-like. Gene Ontology annotation, molecular function: DNA-binding transcription factor activity, RNA polymerase II-specific; RNA polymerase II cis-regulatory region sequence-specific DNA binding. The record is from RefSeq and is a predicted model, not a curated record. NCBI's taxonomy places the organism in Eukaryota, Metazoa, Arthropoda, Insecta, Diptera, Tephritidae. Gene Ontology annotation, biological process: regulation of transcription by RNA polymerase II. Gene Ontology annotation, cellular component: nucleus.
AUGGAAUCCAUAGUUAGAGCCCACCAGCACGUUAGCAUCAAUUCGUCGACAUCCGGUGCGUACAAUGUCGUUUGCAAAAAAUGCAUUUCCUCGCCUAAAUUCGCACACUUCGAUGAUUUUUUGAACCAUAGUCAUGCUGAGCAUGGACCCACAGUGCGACGUAGCGCGCUCUCGAUCAUAACGGAAAACACACUUAUAUCGGCAGGCGGCAGUAUUUCCCACCUGAGCACGGGCAGCUGCCUUAGCACAACCCUCACCGGCUCUUCACACUCCAACGACUUGUCCACCACAAACACUGACAACGAAUUCGACUUGCGCACGCUCAAGCGGCAAUGCAUGCUAGACGUCAUUGAGCUGCUAAAUAAAUGUUUCUGCAUCUGGCAUCGUCCAACUCGCGCCUCCGUGCCGCGUAGCGAACGACUGCACGCCUAUCAGCUGGUGCUGAUGAGGCUGCGCGAGCAUCUGCCCUUCGCCACCUUUCGCGAUGCGCGCAGCAUUGUGCGACAAAUAAUACGCGGUUAUCUGCGCAAGCAGCGGCUGAGUGAAGGUGAUGUCAUAACGCACAGCGCGCGCCUAAACGUGGAUCAACACGACGACGACGCUGACAACUGGCAGCUGGAGCGCCAACUAGAUGCCAUAAAAUCGCGCAUCAUUAUGGAUAGACUAGCCUUUUUGCGGGGCUGUGAUGACAACGAUGUGGAGGAACUCGUCGCCGACAAGCUUUGCUCCUUCUGCAACAUUGGCUUCCACAAUACUGAGACACUGUGGACUCAUAUGGUCAGCGCUCAUCUGCCUGCGCACAAACAAGAUCGCAGUGGCUGCAGUGCAGCUGACACCAUGGCCACUGAGUCCACGCUUACAUUGAGCCGCAAGCGUUCGCGUAGUCAUAUUUCACGUUCGACAUUCGAAAAUAGUACGGAUGUCACACAGCAGUCGUACUCGGGCUCGGAGCCCUCUUCCUUGAGACGUAGUCGCCGUAGAAGACGAGGCAUCUGGCGGAAUGGACAACGCGUGCGUUCGAAAAAUAAGGUGGUGGGUUUGAAGAGGAUCCGGCAACGUCGCCGCACGCGAAGUAAAAGUGGCGCAGACGAUGUAAGUGUGGCUUCGCAGCAAUCGAAUCUCUACCUCGCCGACUAUAGUGACAAAUUCCUAGAGGAGUUCAUCGAUCUCUACCGCCAGCAGGAGUGUCUGUGGCAACGCGACUCCCGCACAUAUCGCAACCGCAGACUCAGAGCAGCUGCCUACGAUGUGUUGCUCAAGAAAUACUGCCAAGCGCGCCAGGUUUCUUCCGUGAGCCUCAACAAAAUCAAAUCCCUUAUACGCCGCAUGCGCAACUACUAUGUUCGCCUGCAACAGCCAAAUGCUAAUCCUUACCGCAGCCACAUUUGGCAACGAAUGUCCUUCAUCGAUCAGUGUCGCACGCCACCGGCACGCAAUAGGCACAGCAGCAAAAGCAAUGAUAUCCGUCAUACGGACUACGAUUGCACUGUCUGUCUGCGUAGAUUCAAGCGCGCCAAGUCUUUUGCUUCGCACAUGCUGAAGACACAUCCGCCCACUGAAUGUCCACCCUGUAGCGAGACCUUCAACAAUGCCGAUGAGCUGGUGCGGCAUUUGCUCUUCAUACAUCGCAAGGAUACGGACUGUCCACUUUGUCAGGAUGGAGAAAAUGAGUGGAAGUCCUCGGCUCAUCUCAACAAACACUUCUUCGAGCAUCGGUGCCCCAACUGCGCUGAGAUGUUUCGAGAUAUCAUCAACUAUCGUCGUCACCGCUCCAAGUGCCGCAAUAUAAAUCGAUUCCGUUGUGAGCACUGCAGCUCGAAGUUCACCAGCACUAUGGACUUUCGGCGUCACGCAAAAGCUAGCCACCAAGAUGAGCGGCCAUUCAAGUGUAAUGAUUGCGAAACCACCUUCAAGUAUUUGGCGCCUUUGGCUAAGCAUCGAAGACUACACAAGCGAAUGAAGCGCCGCUAUUCGGCGUAG